Malassezia vespertilionis is the source of this 4683-nucleotide messenger RNA. RefSeq lists its product as uncharacterized. Gene Ontology annotation, biological process: intracellular calcium ion homeostasis. The coding region runs from base 1 to 4683 and encodes 1560 amino acids. The record is from RefSeq and is a predicted model, not a curated record. Gene Ontology annotation, molecular function: ATP binding; ATP hydrolysis activity; ATPase-coupled monoatomic cation transmembrane transporter activity. Gene Ontology annotation, cellular component: membrane. The transcript has a single exon. NCBI's taxonomy places the organism in Eukaryota, Fungi, Basidiomycota, Malasseziomycetes, Malasseziales, Malasseziaceae.
AUGGGAGACAGUGGCGCCCACAGGCGCACUCCGCCAUUGGAGCUUGCGGAUGAGCGGUACCAGGCACCGUUCCAAAUGCGCAAGUCCAAAUCAGAGCUGAGUUACGCAGGUGGGCAGCCAAGCUCGCACUCGUCUUUUUUUGACGACAAGGAGCUGCGGGAUGCCGAGGCGUACGUGCAAGGAAACGAGCAUGACGCUAAUCUCGCUUCUACAUCCGUGCACGCCAAUACCUCAAUGCGCGUACGCAAGCGCCGAGAUAGUCAGGUCGGGAGUUAUGACAACCAGAAUGCAGUGUUCGACGGCCCAGCCGCAGAAAUUGUACCGAGUUCUGUGUCGAGUAUGCACCACGUUAUGUCGCGCCCAAGCUUCCAGACAUAUUCGAGGCGCCAGCGUGAGCGCCACAUGGCCAGGUCGCAGUCGCAUGGAUCUCAAUAUAGCCGCUCUGGACGCGACCGCUCGCCCUUCAGUGAUCGAACGCAAGAUUCGAAUUCACACAGCGCUCUUUCCUACAGCAAACGCGCCUAUACACGCAAAGUGCCUUAUACAGAUGACGAUGCACACCUUGGCCGUUCUGGCACGGGUCCAAGCAUUAUCGGGUCGCUCUUCGCGCCGUUCCGCGGGAGUGAGGCCGACGAUAUCGCAAGCAGUUCGCACCACUCAUCGCGCUGGCAGGGAUCGUUGGAUGGGGAUAGCUACGAUGAAGAUAUGGAGCUCCUUGACGAUAACCAGAAUGCCGAACAGCUUGAAGAUGAGGCGCUUUUCGACGAUGGUUUGCACGACGAACAUGGCAGCGAUCGGUCGAGCACAAGCAGCCGUCGCCACGGCUCUCCUACAAAUCGGUUCAUCCCUUCUGUGUUUGGAAAUGACAAUAAUUACUUUGAUAAUACGUCCUCGGCAUUCUACGGCCAUGAAGAGUUCGACGAAGCGCCGUUUGACGAUCCUGCCAUCGGUGCCAAGCCUACCCACUUGAAGGACUAUCCGGAUGGCAUGUCCCUUCUUGACAGCCAGCACGAGCUGGCUGAGCCUGUUGCAUUAGACCAUACUGCGGAAGAGGCGCAGCGAUAUUCGAUUUGGCUAGACAAGACAUGCCGUUCCCGGCAGCAAAUCUACUUGACCGACGAGGAUAUGCUGAUUCGUAUUACUGGCUACCGUACGAGGCGUGUGCAAGCUUUUCUGUUCACCUUGGCGUCCUUCUUGUCGCUCGGCAUUGUGGCGCUGCUCGCACUCUGGCUUCCCAAGUGGAAGAUGCGCCACAUUUUGGAGGUGGUCGAUUUUGCGGACGCAGAGUACGUCGUGGUGGAGAACCAGUAUGGGGACGUGAGCGAAGAAACCUAUAUCCACAUUCCGUUCCUGCGCCCGCUCAAAUCCGUAUUUCCGCCAAGUUCCAUGGACCCGCCGUGCACCUAUGCCCAGUUCCAAGCGAUGCAGCAGGAACCUAUUUCAGAACAAUCGCCGGAAGCCGGCGAGGCGAUUGUCGAUCUGAUCAUGUUUGAAUACAGAUAUGCGCGUUUCGCGCUGCACCCUCCUUCUGGACGUUUCCGCCUAAUCAUCGACUGGCGCGACACGACGUGGAAUUCCGUUGCAAGGAUGCGCCAAGGCCUCAAGUCUGACUUGGAACGCGAGCGCGAGCAAAUUUUUGGGCCCAACGUGAUUGAAAUCGCGGCCAAGUCGACGUGGGAACUGCUUGUGGGCGAGGUCUUGCACCCAUUUUACAUCUUCCAAAUCGUCUCCAUUCUUUUGUGGAGCUUGGACGACUAUUACUAUUAUGCAUUCUGCAUUGCGCUCAUCUCGAUUGGGAGCAUUGUCUCCACACUUGUCGAGACCAAGCGGACGAUUUCUCGUUUGCGCAACAUGAGCCGCUUCGUGUGCCCUGUGCGUGUCCUUCGCGACGGUAUGUGGGUCAUGGCGGAUAGCAGCGAACUGGUUCCUGGCGAUGUCUAUGACGCCGCGGAUGCUGGCCUGACCAUUAUUCCCGCCGACAGCCUGCUCCUCUCUGGAGACGCAAUUGUGAACGAAAGCAUGCUCACUGGGGAGAGUGUUCCUGUCAGCAAACAGCCGAUGACGGACGCAGAAGUACACACGCUGCAAACCACGCACCUGAACUUGGCUGCGCAGCUCGGCAAGCACUUUUUGUUUGCAGGGACCAAGGUGGUUCGCAUCCGUCCUUCACUCGGCGGCACCGGCACGGACGAUACGUCAGCCAAAGCAUUGGUUCUGUGCACUGGCUUCCACACCACAAAAGGUUCUUUGGUCCGCGGGAUGCUUUUUCCCAAGCCUAUGGGCUUUAAGUUCUACCGCGACUCGUUCCGGUUCAUUGGGUUGCUGGGUGUGAUUGCUUUUGUCGGCCUCUGUUUUAACACGGUCAACUUUGUAAAGCUCGGUAUCACAUGGAGCACGCUGCUUCUCCGCGUACUGGAUCUGGUCACGGUCGUCGUGCCUCCUGCACUGCCUGCGACGAUGAGCAUCGGUACUGCGUUUGCCAUUGUUCGACUGCGCAUGCAAGGCAUCUUUUGUAUUUCGCCCUCACGUGUCAAUGUCGGCGGGAAGGUGAAUGUCGUUUGCUUUGACAAGACCGGUACAUUGACGGAGGAUGGACUGGAUGUGCUGGGUACGCGCACGGUCGACUCCAGAACGAUGCAGUUCAGCGAGCUGCACCAGGAGACGGACGAGAUUCCCACGCUUUCGCGGGACCCUGCGGACCCCGCGCACCGCAAUCUGAUUCUCCUGCACGCAUUGGCUACGUGCCACAGCCUCAAGGUUGUGCGCGGCGAGAUUAUCGGGGACCCGCUGGACGUAAAGAUGUUUGAGUUUACAGGCUGGACGGUUGACGAGGGCGAUCAAGUUCAGCGCGCCCAAAACGCGACAGCGGCACAAGAAUCGGAGCGACCGCCGGCGCUGGUACAGACCGUUGUGCGCCCCAAAGACGGCUUUGCAUUCAACGCGGAAGAACUCGUGCGCCCACGCCAUGUCCACUUUUUGGAACUCGGUGUGAUUCGCACGUUUGACUUUGUCUCGGCACUGCGCCGUAUGAGCGUCAUUGUGAAGCAGCUUCACGGAAACUCUAUGGAAGUGUAUGUAAAGGGCGCGCCGGAAGCGCUUGUGGACAUUUGCGAAAAGUCGAGCUUGCCAAAAGACUUUGACGACUUGCUCUCGUACUAUACGCAGCAUGGCUACCGUGUGAUUGCGUGUGCGGGCAAGUCGAUCCCAAACAUGACGUGGGUAGAAGCGCAGCGCAUACCGCGCGAGCACGCAGAAAGCAAUUUGCACUUCCUUGGGCUGGUCAUCUUUGAAAACAAGCUCAAGCCGGACUCGGCGCCGGCGAUUGCGACGCUGCGCAGCGCCAAUAUUGGCUGCAAGAUGGUCACGGGCGAUAAUCCGUGCACGGCGGUGAGCGUCGCGCGCGAAUGCGGCAUCUUGGGACAGUCUACGUCCGUGUAUAUCCCCACCUUUGUCCAGGGCAGCGCCCAACUUCCCAACGAUGUGGUGCUCAACUGGACCAAUACCGACAACGACCGGCUCCAUCUGAACCCCGAUACGCUCAAGCCAGCCUACACAGACCCCCUCGCGACGGACAUGGGCGAUCUGCGCGCUCAUGAAUACGAACUGGCACUCACGGGCGAUGUUUUCCGCUGGAUGACGGACUAUGCACCGAUCGAGAUUGUGCGCCGCAUGCUGAUUAAAGGCACAAUUUUUGCGCGCAUGUCGCCCGACGAAAAGCACGACUUGGUGGACCGCUUGCAGGAUCUGGGGUACACAGUGGCCAUGUGUGGUGAUGGCGCUAACGACUGUGGUGCGCUAAAGGCCGCCGACAUUGGCAUCUCGCUCUCCGAUGCAGAAGCGUCGGUCGCCGCGCCCUUCACCUCGACUCGGCCCAAUAUCUCGUGUGUGAUUGAGGUGAUUAAGGAGGGCCGCGCUGCGCUGGUGACUAGUUUCAGUUGCUUUAAAUACAUGGCACUGUACAGUCUGAUCCAGUUUACCAGCAUCACCAUCCUGUACAACCUCGCAAGCAGCCUGGGCGAUUUCCAGUUUCUCUACAUCGACCUGUUCAUCAUUUUGCCCGUCGCCGUCGCUAUGGCCCGCACACUGCCCUAUCCUGUGCUGCAUACCAAGCGACCAACGGCAAAUCUUGUGUCUAAAAAGGUGAUCAUUUCAAUGCUCACGCAGGUACUGAUCAACUCUGCCUUCCAACUGUUCACGUUUUGGCUCACAAAGAAGCAGGAGUGGUAUGAGCCCCCUGCAAUCGAUCCGGACGAGUUGAACGUGGUCAACGCGGAAAACUCCGCCGUGUUCAUCGUCUCCUCUUUCCAGUACAUCAUGGUCGCCGCCGUGUUUAGUGUCGGGCCGCCUUUCCGCAAUCCGAUCUACAAGAAUCCAAUGCUCUUGCUCUCGCUCCUGAUCCUCACGUGCUUCUCGACAUUUUUCCUGUUUGUCGACAGCGGCUUCUUCUUCAAUCUCUUGGGCUUGGUACACUUUCCCUCGUCAUUCCAUUGGACAUUGUUUGUCAUCGUCCUCGUGAAUGCCGCGAUGAGCUUUUUGUACGAGACGUAUCUGAUGGCACCGACACUUCAACUUGUAAAGUUGCUCCUCCGAAUUCACCGUGGGAGGCGCAAUGACAAGUCGAGGAUACAGAGCAAGACAUACAAGGUGGUGCUUUCUUCGCUAAAUGACCCGGCAGUGGCGUAG